AUGGAGACCAUUGCUGGAUAUGGAUACAACGAGGGCAAGGACGAAUCCAGCAGGACGAAUAAAUUGAACUUCAACAAGGGACGAGGCAAAGCGAACGUUGUCAGGUUGUCGGAUGCUACGCGUGGUGUUUUGCACAAGGUGGAAAAGCCGCCAGACCGCCACCACGGAAUGCGAACUAGCAUCUGGGAGCCGAAAAAGGGACGAGACGCAAUGGCGGAGAAGACGACGAUGCCAUGA
This is a messenger RNA of Colletotrichum higginsianum IMI 349063, 237 nucleotides long. RefSeq lists its product as uncharacterized. The coding region runs from base 1 to 237 and encodes 78 amino acids. NCBI's taxonomy places the organism in Eukaryota, Fungi, Ascomycota, Sordariomycetes, Glomerellales, Glomerellaceae. The transcript has a single exon. The record is from RefSeq and is a predicted model, not a curated record.